ACCAUUCAUACACCUGUUUUGUUGGAGCAUGCUGAUUGACACACAUAGCCCGCCCCCUGCACUUGUCCUUUCAUUGUAAUUGGUUCAACACUUGUGAAUAUGGAAAUUCCCCCGCGCGACCCUUGGCUCGCACCUGACCAACCAGAGAAUGCGCGAGGCCGCAGGCUGACAGACACACAGCCGCCGGCCCGCCGCUGGGAAUCACAAACGGGUUGUCACACCACCGGCAGCUGCUUCCGUUAACCGGCUGCGGACCACCGUCACUCCACGCCAACUCCCGGGAAGAGGGCGACAACAUGCCGCGGUCUUUCUUAGUGAAGAAACAUCACUUCGCUAAGAGAGCAAACUACGGAAGACUGAGCUCAUACACCGAGGAGGUCCCAUGCAGCCCCUAUGAAGACUCCCUGCUGCACAGCGACAUCCCCCCUCGGCAUCAUUGCCCAGCCUCAAGCCCAUGGCUGUUCCAGCCUCUCUCCUCCUCCCGUCCUCUUUCUCUCAGAGCAGACCGAUUGCAUCUUCCAUCUUCUCCAAACACCCCCCGUUUCUCCUUUUUGGGCCACUCUUCAGAGGGCUACAGUAGAAGCCCUGCAGAUGCCUACAAACCAGCUGAAUCCUGUACCAAAGUGAACCUUGGAAGCCAGUGUGUCACAGGAGACCACAGGAGGAGAGAGAGCAUCGUCCCUUCAUCCCUCCCUUUCCUGGACCUCUUUCCAACCAUCCCUCACGGCGGCAACAGCCAGGAGAGCUUUACAUGUUUGGACUGUCAUAAAGAGUAUUUUAGCUCCUCGGGCCUGGCCAAACACAAGCAGGUCCAGUGGGAGUGUGGCAGUAAGAAGCACUUCAGCUGUAAGUACUGUGAGAAGGAGUACGUCAGCCUGGGAGCACUCAAGAUGCACAUCAGGACACACACACUGCCCUGUGUGUGUAAACUCUGUGGCAAGGCAUUCUCCAGACCCUGGCUGCUCCAGGGACACAUACGGACACACACAGGAGAGAAACCGUUCUCGUGCCUCCACUGCAGCAGAGCUUUUGCUGACCGAUCCAACCUGCGCGCUCACCUCCAAACCCACUCUGAAGUGAAAAAGUACCAGUGUGCACGUUGUUUCAAGACCUUCUCUAGGAUCUCACUGUUAGCCAAGCACCAGGAGGCUGGCUGCCCGCUGUCCUGACUCUGAACUUCUUAGACCUGUUCCAAUGUGCUCUUCAACAACAAGUGUCUUCCAAACAAAAAGACAGCUACGAGGUUUUCCCAACUUCCUGUGUGGAUCACAAAACCUGAAUGCCUAAGCAGUG
This is a messenger RNA of Etheostoma cragini (Arkansas darter), 1293 nucleotides long. RefSeq names its product zinc finger protein SNAI2-like. Lineage: Eukaryota; Metazoa; Chordata; Actinopteri; Perciformes; Percidae. The record is from RefSeq and is a predicted model, not a curated record. The transcript has 3 exons. Gene Ontology annotation, biological process: regulation of DNA-templated transcription. The coding region runs from base 297 to 1169 and encodes 290 amino acids. Gene Ontology annotation, molecular function: RNA polymerase II cis-regulatory region sequence-specific DNA binding; DNA-binding transcription factor activity, RNA polymerase II-specific.